AUGGGAUGCACGCUGCAGCCCCCUGCAUUUCCCCUGGAGAGCCGAGCAUCUCUCCCCUCGGGGUUCCGCGCUCUCCUAGCGGGUCAGUGCACGCUAGAGACCGGGGUUGCAGGGCGGGAGUAUGAAUUACGGGACGGUAGGACUCUGCAGCCCCAGCGAGUGGGCGGACGAGGAGACCUAGGAGGGUUCAAAAGGAGGUGGAGGGAUACACGGGCCACAGUCGGAACUACUUUCAGGAGGAGGUCACGUGCGUUCCUAGUUGGGGAACUUUCCAAAUUCCCACUCCCAUUUGAUAGCUCUAGAGGCAAGUGCUUCGCUUCCUUUGCCCAGGGUGCUCCCGCCAUGUACGGGUAGCUGGACCCCAGAGCCUCCCCGGUUUCGGCGGAAGAAUAGGCUCAGACGAUCCUCCCGCCGGAGCGCUGUCGCUGCUGGCGCCUGAGAAGCUGGUUACACAAGCACCCACAUCCAAGCACGUGCCCCCGCCUCCCCUCACCUUGGCUGCCGCCGCUGAUUCUUGCAGAUCUCGGAGCAAGAGUUCCCAAGCUGGGCACCCUUUCCCGCUACCCACAGAGCAAGCUAGAGGACGGAGACCUGAAACUCCGAGCUCUGGAUCCGCUACCACUGCGCCUUCCAAACCGUGGGAGAAGGGGCUGGGCCCCGGGGGUCUGGCGCAUCUUCCUUGCUAGUGCCCUGCCCCCUAGGGCGAAACUUUCUGGUGCUGUACUCGCGGGGCAAAGGGUAUCUACUGCAGCAGCCCGGUAA
Molecule: messenger RNA, 762 nt
Organism: Mesoplodon densirostris (Blainville's beaked whale)
Lineage: Eukaryota; Metazoa; Chordata; Mammalia; Artiodactyla; Ziphiidae
Gene: KLLN
Product: killin, p53 regulated DNA replication inhibitor
Source: RefSeq, a predicted model, not a curated record